This is a messenger RNA of Clonostachys rhizophaga, 969 nucleotides long. The record is from the annotation of a GenBank genome assembly. NCBI's taxonomy places the organism in Eukaryota, Fungi, Ascomycota, Sordariomycetes, Hypocreales, Bionectriaceae.
AUGAUUUCCUCUAUUCUAGGACUCCUCCUCUUGACUGCCUCUGGCGUCUCUUCUGCAUCCUGGAACACUACUUGCAGCACCCCAACGGAACGAAAGGCAUGGAAUGCGAUGACAGACACGGAAAAGGCAGCUUACAUCGAAGCUGAGCUUUGUUUGAUGAAUAGCACGGCCAAAGCUGGCAUCGACGGCGCCUUGAACCGUUGGGAUGAACUUGAUUGGGCCCAUAUAACCCAGUCCAAUGUCAUCCACAACGUCGGGGCUUUUUUACCCUGGCACAGGUACUUUGUCCGGGUCCACGAAUAUCUCUUGCAGUCUGAAUGUGGUUACGAAGGCGGCCAACCCUACUGGAACGAAACGCUCGACAUGGAUGACCUUGCAGGCUCUGAAAUCUUCGACCCUGACACUGGAUUCGGCGGCGAAGGCGGCGAUUGUGUGACGGACGGCCCAUUCGUCAACUUGACCUUGCACAUGAGCUCGAGCUCAACGUCAGACAGCUACUGUCUGUCACGAUCACUCAACUCAAAUGGCUUCCAGACUGGUGCACAGGAGUACAUUGACGAAUGCUACAACACCGAUACGUACGAGGAAGCGUUUGAGUGUUACCAAGUUAAUCCCCACACUGCAGGGCAUUCCGCCGUCGGAGGAGUGUUGCUUGAUGUGGUUGGAAGUCCCGGUGAACCCAUCUUUUACCUUCAUCAUGCCAACUUGGAUCGCCUCUGGUGGGAGUGGCAGCAAGCCAACCUCACCUACCGCUUGACUGAUAUGGGUGGACGCAACGUCCCUCUGACCAGCUACCUUGAGCAAAAUGGUAUGGAGGAGCCGGGUGCUGCUUUUUUAGACUACGAUGGUGAUGACGGUAACGUGACAACGCUCAACCACAACCUUUGGAUGGUCGGCAUCGUUGCCAAUGCAACAAUCAGAGAGGUUAUGAACUUGGGCGGCGAUCUCAUUUGCGCGGAGUACGUUUGA